AUGUCUACUAUCGCGAAGCCACAUGCCCCCGAGCCCCGAUCUUGGUGCCUAGGUAAUUUUGCUAACGAGUCCCAGGAUGGCCGAGAGGUUGACCUUCUCCAUUACAUCUAUGGGCGCCCCGACAUCAAGCAAUUGCGUGGCAACCCACAAAAGGUCCUCGCCGCAAUUGAUGAAUACCACUCAAACUAUAACAUGCUCAUCAACGUUGGCCCUGUCAAGGGUGCGCAUAUCACCGGCCUGAUCGCCGAGCAUAAGCCGUCGACUAUGAUCGAGCUCGGUGGCUACAUUGGCUACUCAGCCAUUCUCUUCGGUGACGCAGUCCGUGCAAAUGGCGGAAAGAAGUUCUAUAGUCUCGAGAAGAACCCCGAGAUGGCCGCUGUGGCGAGUCAACUCGUUGAGCUCGCUGGUUUGCGCGAUGUCGUCCAGAUUGUGAUCGGAUCUAGUGAUGAGUCCCUGGUGGAACUUGUUCGUGAGCGGAAAGAGAUCGAUCGAAUCGAGAUGCUGUUCUUGGACCAUUGGCAAGAAUUGUAUCUUCCUGAUUUGUGGUUGCUGGAAGAGAUGGGCGUUCUCGCUCAGGACAGGACCUUGCUGGUUGCGGAUAAUGUGAUUAUGCCUGGUGCUCCGAAAUACUUGGAAUGGGUAAAGGGCAGCCCAGCCCAGAAACGCAGCAUGGUUGAGAAGCUCAACCUGGGGUCGCUGAAGCCUAACCCGAACCUGAUAUAUGAGACGGAGGUGCCGGUGUUUGAAGGUGACUGGGGGAGGGAUGGCCUGGCGAUUACCAAGGUAGUUGGAGAGGUAAAGGCUUGA
Messenger RNA from Penicillium daleae, 807 nucleotides. Its product is annotated as O-methyltransferase. The transcript has 3 exons. The coding region runs from base 1 to 807 and encodes 268 amino acids. Gene Ontology annotation, molecular function: O-methyltransferase activity. The record is from RefSeq and is a predicted model, not a curated record. NCBI's taxonomy places the organism in Eukaryota, Fungi, Ascomycota, Eurotiomycetes, Eurotiales, Aspergillaceae.